AUGGCCUCCCGGGGCCUGGCGCUGCUCCAGCGCAUCUCCGCGGCGUAUAAGAGCGAGCUCGAGGCUCUCGGCGACCCGGCCGAGCUCGUGCGGUCCCAGGAAGCGCGCGACGCGGUCGCUGAGGCGAGCCUCGCACCCGGCGACGUCGACGCGGCGACUUCGCUCACAACCCGGGACUGGACGGAUGCGGGGCAGAGCGGCGUCAAGUUCGGCGCGGUCGGGCGCGUGUUGACGGCCUGCGUCUACGUAGGUGCACCGGAGAGGAGGGCGCUUGGCGCGGCCGUCUACCUGGGCCUGCUGUCGUCCGAGAGCUGCCCGUCCGCGACGCUCCACGACGAGUUCGCCCUCCAGGGCAUCAUGUCGCUGAUCACCGAGGCCGCCCGGCAGGCCCCUGCCAAGCGAGGCCAGCCCAAAAAGGCGAAAGGGAAGCAGGCGCGGCGCGAGGACGACAUGGACGUCGACGCGGAGGGCGCGCCCGGCAGCGACGCGGAGGGCGACCUCCCCGCGGCCCCCGCCGGCAUGCCCGCGGAGCACCUGCCCAGCGUCCUCGCGCACCUGCCCGGCGCACUCGCGCGGCUGUCGUUUCGCGGCCGCGAGGACGCGCUGCGGCAGCUGUGCGGGGCGCUGCUGGAGGCCGGGUUCUCGCCCGCGGCGCCGGCGGGGGCCACGGCGCUGGCCUUCGCGGGCGUGGAGCAGCUGGCGCACGAGCGCAACGGGCAGCUGGAGGAGGUCCUGGUGCAGAUCUUCUACCAGCUGUCGUCGACGAUCCUCGGGGUCGUGCCGGGCGCCGCGCGCCGCGCGACCGCGGUGGCCAUGGCGAAGGGUAUCGCCCAGCGGUCGCCUGCGUCCCACGCCGCGGUGGCGGGCCUCGCACGGCACCUGUGCCUCAAGUGCCCGGACCGCGCGGACGCGCGCAGCGCCGCCGUCGAGGCGGUGAGCUCGCUCGCGCAGGCGCUGGGCUGGCCGGACCGGCUGCGUCUGAUCGUCUUCAUCGCCAAGCUGUCGCGGUCCGCGGAGGCGGCGCAGCGGGCCAUGGCCGUCGACCUCGCCGCGGAGAUCCUCCUGAACUUCCAGGGCUGCUUCGACGCGCCGCCCGAGGCGGACGAGCCGGCCUCCGCGGCGCCCGCCCGCACGCCGGGCGGCGCCGCAGCCACCCCCGCCGCCAGGGAGGGCCCCGCGGACGCGCCCGACGCGCCAUCGCCGGGCCUGACCCCGCUGGGCUCCGCGUCGGUGCGGCAGGCGCUGCGGACGCCGAGCACGGUCCGCACGCCCGGGCCGGACUCGGCCGCGGAGCCCGUGCCGGUGGGCGUGGUGUGCCUGGUGGUGCUCGCGCAGCGGUGCUCCGACAAGAACGGCGCGGUGCGGGCGCGCGCGGUGCAGCAGCUGGGCACGGCCGUCACGGAGCUGGCCGACGCCGGGGCGCCGCUGCUCCGCCGCGCGCUGGCGUUGGCGCGCAAGGUGAUGCGGGAGGGGUCGGGCGGGCUGGGGAGCGCGGUGCGCACCACGGGCGGCACGGCGACGAUGACGGUGGCGGCGACCGGCGCGACGGGCGGGGGCGAGGGCGACGCGGCGCUCGCGGGCGCGCAGGUGGCCGCGCUGCUGCGCAUGGCGGGGCGGCGGGUCUGCGACGGCCGCGGAGGCGUGCGCAAGUCGGCGCUGCACCUCCUCCGCGGCCUGCUCAUCAUGAAGCGCGCGCUCGCCGACGCGGACGACGCGGCCCUCGCGCCCUCCGCGGACGACGCCGCCGCGCUCGCCACCGCCGCCACCGACCCCCUCAUCACCGUCCGCAAGGCCGCGCUCGCCGCCGCGGCGGAGCUCACCGUGGCCUUCCCGGGCGCGCCCACGUGCGCGGAGGCGCUCGUGCGCGUCGUGGUCUCCAUGGCGGGCGACCCCGAGGCCUCGGUGCAGGACGCCGUGAACGCGGCCCUCGACGCGGCGCUCUUCCGCGCGGUGGCCGCGAAGAGCCCCGGGCCCGCGGAGACGGACGCGGCGCUGCAGACACUCGCGGGGAUCUCGCGGCUGGGCCCGCCCGCGGCGAACGCGGUCGCGCGGGUGCUCCGCGGGCGCAAGCUGGCCAAGACGCUGGGGGCCAGGGGGCUGUGCCGCGGGCUGGCGCGGCUGCUCGAGGAGACGGGCCGCGUGGGCGCGGGCGCCGCGGACGCGCAGAACGGCGCGUGGGUGUGCAUGGCGGCGCUCGCGGAGCUCGAGCCCGGGUGCACGGACGGCGCGCGGCUGCAGGCGGAGCUGGCGACGCAGCGGGCGGCGUGGGCCGAGGCGCAGCGCGGCGGCGGGACGUCGGCGCAGGCGCUGCACGUCGGGCGCAUCAUGAGUCACGUCCUGCGGUGCGUGGCGGCGAGCGCGGGGUCGUUCGGCGCGCAGGACGCGGCGGAGGUGGCGGCGGGGAUCUUCAAGUCGCUCCUGGGGCUGUCGCUGCCGCCCGCGGCGCUGGCGGCGCACGUGGGGGCGCUGGCGGGGCUGUGCCGGGCGUCGGUGGGGGCGGAGGGGUCGAAGGUGGCGCUGGAGCGCGCGAUGGCGGAGUGGACGGGGGGGGUGUUUCGCGCAGUGGAGCAGGCGCUGGAGGCGUACUCGACGCUGCUGCGGGACGCGGGGACGCCCCGCGGGUUCGACGAGCGGGAGGAGCGUGCGGCGUACGCGAUCUUCGUGCUGGGCGAGGUGGCGCUGCAGGAGGGCGUGGCGGUGCCGUCGCGGCUGUCGGUGCUGGCGCAGAGCCUCACCGCGCGGCGCGUGGUGUCGCGCGGGGGCGGCGACGGGCUGGGCGGGCACGUCUCGGCGCGGAUCCAGGCGUUCGCGUACGUGUGCGUGGGCAAGCUCGCGAUGCGCGACGCGGUGCUGGCGCGCAAGAUGGUCCCGCUGCUGGUGCAGGAGAUGAGCGCGUCGCACGCGCCGGCGGUGCGCAACAACAUCCUGGUGGUGCUGUGCGACCUGUGCACGCGGUACACCGCGCUGGUCGACGCGCACGUCCCGCGCCUCGUCGCGUGCGUGCGCGACCCCUCGGAGGUCAUCCGCCGGCAGGCGCUGGCGCUGCUCGCGCGGCUGCUGCUGGCCGACUACGUCAAGUGCCGCGGCGCGCUCUUCCAGCAGCUCCUGCUCGCGCUCGUCGACGACUGCGCCGACGUCCGCGAGCUCGCCUCGCACCUCCUCACCGAGACCCUCGCCGCGCGCACCCCCCAGCUGGCGUACAACCACUUCCUCGAGGCGCUCCUGCACAUGAACGGCGCCGCGGCCGAGGCGGACGACAUCGUGCAGACGCAGACCGUCGAGCAGGAGGCCGGCGGCGGGUUCGUCGCCGGGUCCAUGUCCGCGGGCGGCGCGUGCGUGGAGGGGCCCUCGGAGCGCGCGCGGGGCAACCGCCGGCGGAUCCUGGCGUGCCUGCUCGACUGCAUGGCGCCGGAGCAGCGCGUGGAGACGGCGCUGCGGCUGAGCCGCGAGGUGCUGUCGCGCGCGGCGGAGGGCGGGCUCGCGGUGGCGGGCCACGAGGAGCUGCUGCGCGACACGCUGCACGUGCUGGUCGAGGGGCGGUGGCAGGUCGGGGCGCAGCGGCGCGGCGCGGGGACCGCCGGGGACGACGCCGCGGACCCGGAGGCGGCGGCGGCGGCGGAGGUCGCGGCGGGCGGCGGCGCGCAGCAGAUUGCGCGCGCGGUGGCGCAGGCGGGCGAGCGGGUGCGCGGGCAGGCGCUCGCGCUGGUCGUGCGGCGGUACGUGCUCGAGCACACGCUGCCGGCGCUCGGCGGCCUCCGCCAGCGCCUCGCGGACAUGCAGCACCCGCUCCAGGGCGAGCUCCUGCGCAGCGCGGCGGCCAUCCUCAGGGAGUACCGGUCCGAGGUGGACGAGCUGCUGGCGGGCGACCGGGAGUUCGCGUGCGAGCUGCGGCACGAGAUGGCGCGCGCGGACCGCGAGCGCCAGGGCGCGGAGCGGGCUCCGGAGGCGGCGGCGGCGGCGGCUCCUGAGGCGGCGGCGGUAGCGACCGAGACGGCGGCGGUGACGCCUGCUGCGCGGACGCCGGCAGCGAAGUCGCCGAAGACGCCCGUGGGAGUGACGCCGGGGCGGACGCCGCUGGCGGCGUCGGUGCUGUCGAACGGGGCGAGCGCUGUGUCGACGGGAGGCGGCGGUGGCGGCGCAGCGACUCCGCAGCUGACGGUGCCGCGGACAGCACGGAAGACGCGGCGCGCGUAG
Molecule: messenger RNA, 4194 nt
Organism: Pedinophyceae sp. YPF-701
Lineage: Eukaryota; Viridiplantae; Chlorophyta; Pedinophyceae
Source: the annotation of a GenBank genome assembly